AUGCCGAAUCUAAACAUUCCUGAAUCUUUUAAUAAAACAAAGGCCGUGAUUAAAGAUUUAGGCCUUGAUUAUAAAAAGAUUCAUGCAUGUCCAAAUGACUGCAUGCUAUAUUGGAAGGAGCAUGAGAAUGACACUUUUUGUGAGAAGUGUAAAGUUUCAAGAUGGAAGGAAUUUGGUGAAGCACAUGGUGAGUUAGAGCAACAAAAGAAUGAGCAGAAAGUGCCUGCAAAAAUUUUAAGACACUUUCCAUUGAUCCCCAGACUUCAAAGGCUGUUUAUGUGCUCAAACACUGCAGAUUUAAUGAGGUGGCAUGAAGAAGAGCGCUCAAAAGAUGGAAAAAUGAGACACCCUGCUGAUGGUGAAGCUUGGAAAGACUUUGAUAAAUGUCAUGCUAAUUUUUCUAUUGAGCCUCGCAAUGUAAGACUUGGUCUAGCAAGUGAUGGCUUCAAUCCAUUUAAGACUAUGAGUAUAUCACAUAGUACAUGGCCAGUCAUGAUGGUGGUGUAUAACUUUCCGCCAUGGCUAUGCAUGAAACCCGAAUACACAAUGUUGUCACUACUAAUUCCUGGACCACAAUCACCUGGAAAUGAUAUUGAUGUCUAUUUGCAACCACUAAUUGAGGAACUAAAGCAAUUAUGGGAAAUAGGUGUAGAAACAUAUGAUGCCUCAAGAGAUCAAAAAUUUCAAAUGCAUGCAGCUCUUUUGUGGACGAUUAGUGAUUAUCCUGGGUAUGCUAUGUUGUCAGGUUGGAGCACUAAAGGAAGGUUGGCAUGUUCAUGUUGCAAUUAUGACACUCAUUCGUCAUACUUGAGACACAGCCAUAAGAUGUGUUAUAUGAACCAUCGUGUGUUUUUACCAACAAGUCAUCCAUGGAGGUUGAAUAAGAAGUCAUUCAAUGGAAAGAAAGAACUUGGGUCUGCACCAACUGUGUUAGAAGGUACUGAUAUUGUAGAAAUCUUGAAGGAUUUUAACAAUGAUUUUGGAAAGUAUAGAAAAAAUAAGAAAGAUGGUCCAUGGAAGAAAAGAUCAAUAUUUUUUGAGUUGCCCUACUGGUCACAAAAUACAUUACGUCAUAAUCUUGAUGUAAUGCAUAUUGAGAAAAACAUAUGUGAUAAUAUUAUUGGGACUCUUUUAGACAUUCAAGGCAAGACAAAAGAUCAUGUCAAUGCACGCUAUGAUUUACAAGACAUGGGAAUUAGAAAGAAUCUUCAUCCUUGGGAGCUUGAUGGAGGUCGUGUACAGUUUGCAAAAUCUUGUUUUUCAAUGAAUGCACAUGAAAAGUUAAUUUUUUGUGCUAUUUUAAAGUCCGCCAAAUUACCAGAUGGGAUUGCAUCAAAUAUUUCAAAGUGUGUGAAUGCUAGUGAAAAGAAAAUAAGUGGUUAUAAGAGUCAUGAUGCACAUUUCAUGCUACACUACUUGUUACAAGUUCCAAUAAGAUGCACAAUGCUUGAUGUAGUGGCUGGCCCUUUAAUUCGUUUGGGGUCUUUUUUUCACUCUUUGUGUCAAAAAGUGAUCCAAGUGCAGGAUUUGGAUUACUUAGAAGCCAAUAUUGUAGAAAUACUUUGUCAAAUGGAGACGAUAUUUCCUCCUAGUUUUUUUGACAUAAUGGUUCACUUGCCUAUCCAUCUAGCAAAUGAAGUAAGAUUGGGUGGGCCAGUUCAAUUUCGGUGGAUGUAUCCGAUUGAGAGAUAUUUAUGCAGACUUAAAAGUUAUGUUCGAAACAAGGCUUAUCCUGAGGGUUCUAUUGCCGAGGGGUAUUUGGCAGAAGAAGCUUUGACACUUUGCUCAAGAUAUAUGCAUAAAGACGUAGAUACAAGAUUGAAUAGAAAAAGAAGAAAUUAUGAAGGUAAUGAUUUAUGUGAUGUAGAUGUUUGUGAUUACUUUUCAAAUAGAGGUAGUGCUUUGGGUGGUAAGAAAAAAGGUAAACUAUUCUCUUUGGAUUUGACAUCUAAGGAUCAAGCUCAUCGAUACCUCUUAUUCAACUGUGAUGAAAUAAACAUAUACAUCAGAGAGUAUGAUGAGAUUUUAAAUAGGAAGACAAAAAGAAGAAAGUGGAUCAAAGCUAAAACCCAAAGUCAAGAGUUUAGUGAAUGGUUCAAAGAUAGAGCCAUGAGUGAGGAUGUAUCACUUCAACUUAAGGAAUUCUCUCGUGGUCCAAAUACUGUUGCAAGGAGGUUAUCAGGCUACCUCAUCAAUGGUUACAGAUUUCAUACUACAAAGAGAGAUGCUAGACGCAAAACUCAAAAUUCUGGUGUAACUUUGGUUUCAUUAACACCAAGUUAUGCAAGUUCCAAGGAUGAAAAUCCUAGGAUAGAACCCGUCACUUAUUAUGGGGCAAUCAAUGACAUAAUUGAGUUAGACUAUUAUGGGCAUUUCAAGUUUGUGAUGUUUAAGUGUGAUUGGUUUGAGAGUGAUGCAGACAAAUAUGGGCUUACAUGUGUUUAUUUCAACAAAAAAUGUUACCAAAAUGAUCCCUUUGUGUUGCCUUCUCAAGUCCACCAAUGCUUUUAUGUUGAAGAUCCUUUUGAAACAAGUAAACAUUAUGUUUUGAAGAUGAUUCCAAGAGAUUUAUUUAAUAUGGGUGAUCACUCACAAGUAAAUAAUUCUGAUAAUGAUGAUGAAUUCAAUUGGGUUAGGGAAGACAUGCCUGUAACAGUAGCUGAGAAACCUUCUAAAGAUUUGGAGAAAGAUUAUUCUGAUGAUCUUGAUUUUGAUGAGACUUUGUUUGACUAUAUGGACUAA
Vigna unguiculata (cowpea) is the source of this 2742-nucleotide messenger RNA. RefSeq lists its product as uncharacterized. Lineage: Eukaryota; Viridiplantae; Streptophyta; Magnoliopsida; Fabales; Fabaceae. The record is from RefSeq and is a predicted model, not a curated record.